Schizosaccharomyces japonicus yFS275 is the source of this 1571-nucleotide messenger RNA. RefSeq names its product Rad23 Rhp23. Gene Ontology annotation, cellular component: nucleus; cytoplasm. Gene Ontology annotation, biological process: nucleotide-excision repair; proteasome-mediated ubiquitin-dependent protein catabolic process. The record is from RefSeq and is a predicted model, not a curated record. Gene Ontology annotation, molecular function: polyubiquitin modification-dependent protein binding; ubiquitin binding; damaged DNA binding. The coding region runs from base 139 to 1260 and encodes 373 amino acids. The transcript is spliced from 5 exons. Lineage: Eukaryota; Fungi; Ascomycota; Schizosaccharomycetes; Schizosaccharomycetales; Schizosaccharomycetaceae.
UUUGACACAACUAUCAUCCGCAACAUCUUAUCGCAUUUGUUAUAUAAAAUGAAACGUUUGUUUCGCGCGUUACAGGCCAGCCUAUUUUAUUGACUUACACCGCCUUCUCACCGCACAUCUCCAGCUCACCUUGGAAAAAUGCAAUUAACAUUCAAAAACCUCCAGCAACAAAAGUUUGUUGUUCCUGAUGUGGAUCCCAAGACGACUGUUCUUGAGGUAAAACAGAAGAUUAAGGAACAACAGGGAUAUGAGGUUGAACGUCAAAAGCUGAUUUAUUCUGGACGCAUUUUGGCCGAUGACAAGACUGUCGAAGAAUACGACAUAAAAGAAAAGGACUUCAUUGUCUGCAUGGUGUCUCGUGCCCCUGCCUCUAAGGUGAAGACAGAACAGAAGACUGAGGAGAAGAAGCAAUCUACCACUGAGUCUACUCCUCUUAAUACGACAUCUACUUCUCCCAAAACACCUGCUCCUGAGUCUGUCCCUGAGCAGACUCAACCUGCUGCUGUUGCUGCUGCUCCCACUGCUGCCCCAAUCGUCGGCGACAGCUCUCUUGUUUUGGGUGCUCAACGAAAUGCCGUCAUUGACAACAUGGUCGAAAUGGGUUAUGAACGCAGCCAAGUAGAACUGGCCAUGCGUGCUGCUUUCAACAACCCUGACCGCGCCGUCGAAUAUCUUCUGAACGGUAUUCCCGAAAGUGUUCGUCAAGCUCAAGAACAAGAGCAAGCUGCCGCUGCUGCUGCCGCUACUGCGGCUACCAAUGCAACUGCUGCUUCUGGAAACGCCGCCCCAGCUAAUUCAACGCAACCAGCUGCCCCUGGUAAUUUGUUUGAACAGGCUGCUGCUCACGCCCAAGGUGAAGAAGAGAGUGGUGCGUCUGGCGAGGAUCCUCUGGGCUUCUUGCGUGAGCUUCCUCAAUUCCAACAAUUGCGCCAGAUCGUUCAACAGAAUCCUCAAAUGCUGGAGGGAAUUCUUCAGCAGAUUGGUGAGAGUAACCCUGCUCUUGCACAGAUCAUUAGCCAGAACCCCGAGGCUUUUCUUCAACUUUUGGCUGAGGGCGUCGAUGGUGAAGGCGUCUUGCCCCCUGGUACUAUUCAAAUUGAGAUUACACCCGAGGAAAACCAGAGCAUUGAAAGAUUGUGUCAGUUGGGUUUCGACCGGAAUAUCGUUAUUCAAGCGUAUCUGGCUUGCGACAAAAACGAAGAGCUUGCCGCUAACUACCUCUUUGAGCAUGGACACGAAUCCGAUGGCGAUGACGCAUGAAGUGGUUCCCCGUCUUAUUAAAAAAGAAACAUUUUUUUAGCGUUUAUGAUGAAAGUGGGCCAACUUUUGUCUGGGUCUACUUGAUGAAAAGGGCAUGGAUUCAAUGGUUCUGUGGUUACAGCGUGAUGGUUAAGGCCUUCCUUCAUAUAUAGGUUGGCAGUUCAGGACCAUUCAAAUUCACAGGUGAAGUUUCAGUCGCCUUGCUAGGUGUCCUGUGAUUAGACUACUUGACAUUUAGUCUAAUGUAUAAAUAAAGGGGACUUUUUUUAAAAGUAAUUUUGUUGCAAAACAACGGGGCAAGAUUGAACGGG